AUGGAGCUCCAGAACUCCACCUUGGGAAGUGGCUUCAUCUUGGUAGGGAUUCUGAAUGACAGUGGGUCUCCUGAAUGUAACUGUGCUACAGUUACAGUCCUGUACAUGUUGGCCCUGACCAGCAAUGGCCUGCUGCUCCUGGCUAUCACCAUGGAAGCUGGGCUCCAUGUGCCCAUGUACUUCCUGCUUGGGCAGCUCUCUCUCAUGGACCUCCUGUUCACAUCUGUUGUCACUCCCAAGGCCCUCGCGGGCUUUCUGUGCAGAGAAAACACCAUCUCCUUUGGAGGCUGUGCCCUUCAGAUGUUCCUGGCACUGACAAUCGGUGGCGCUGAAGACCUCCUACUGGCCUUCAUGGCCUAUGACAGGUAUGUGGCCGUUUGUCAUCCUCUGAAAUACAUGAAUCUCAUGAGCCCAAGAGUGUGCUGGCUCAUGGUGGCCACAUCCUGGAUCCUGGCAUCCCUAAGUGCCCUAGUAUAUACCGUGUACACCAUGCACUAUCCCUUCUGCAAGGCCGAGGAGAUCAGACAUCUCUGGAAAUUCCCACCCUUGUCGAAAUUGGCCUGUGCUGAUACUGCUAGAUAUGAGCUCAUGGUAUAUGUGAUGGGUGUGACCUUCCUGAUUCCCUCUCGUGCUGCUAUACUGGCCUCCUAUACACAAAUUCUACUCACUGUGCUCCAUAUGCCAUCAAAUGAGGGGAGGAAGAAAGCCCUUGUCACCUGCUCUUCCCGCCUAACUGUGGUUGGGAUGUUCUAUGGAGCUGCCACAUUCAUGUAUGUCUUGCCCAGUUCCUUCCACAGCCCCAAACAAGACAACAUCAUCUCUGUUUUCUACACAAUUGUCACUCCAGCCCUGGAUCCCCUCAUCUACAGCCUGAAGAAUAAGGAGGUCAUGGGGGCCUUGAGGAGGGUCCUGGGAAAAUACAUGCUGCCGGCACACUCCACGCUCUAG
Messenger RNA from Cercocebus atys (sooty mangabey), 948 nucleotides. Its product is annotated as olfactory receptor 2AG1. NCBI's taxonomy places the organism in Eukaryota, Metazoa, Chordata, Mammalia, Primates, Cercopithecidae. Gene Ontology annotation, biological process: G protein-coupled receptor signaling pathway. Gene Ontology annotation, cellular component: membrane. Gene Ontology annotation, molecular function: G protein-coupled receptor activity; olfactory receptor activity. The record is from RefSeq and is a predicted model, not a curated record. The transcript has 2 exons. Bases 1 to 948 code for a protein of 315 amino acids.